This is a messenger RNA of Harpegnathos saltator (Jerdon's jumping ant), 1850 nucleotides long. RefSeq names its product aldehyde dehydrogenase 7 family member A1 (gene Aldh7A1). The transcript is spliced from 10 exons. NCBI's taxonomy places the organism in Eukaryota, Metazoa, Arthropoda, Insecta, Hymenoptera, Formicidae. The coding region runs from base 218 to 1807 and encodes 529 amino acids. Gene Ontology annotation, molecular function: aldehyde dehydrogenase (NAD+) activity. The record is from RefSeq and is a predicted model, not a curated record.
UUCGAACUCAAUUCUCUCAAGUUCCGCUCGGCUACCGUCGAAUCUCAACAACGCGUCGCUCCGGCGCGUGAUUACUUUCGCCGUCUCGUUAUUGAGGCGCAGCUUCAUUGUCCGCGAUCUGCAAGCCGCUGUACCGGAUCAAAGCAAAUAAAACGCAUCGGAAUCGGAGACUCAAUUUAUUACCACCGACGACUCGAACAGCGGCAGAGAAUUGAUUAUGGCGAGUCUAUUGCUGAAGAAGGUCCGCAACAUUUCCCAAUUCCAGAUGGCGAGGCAUUUAGUGACUGAUCCGAAGUAUGGGUUUUUAAAGGAAUUAGGCAUCACCGCCGUAAAUCCAGGACUUUAUGAUGGAAAAUGGGGUGGAUCUGGCGAGGUGAUAGAAUCUAUAUCACCGGUAACCGGCAAGGUCAUAGCAAAAGUUCGUCAAUCCACGCCGCAGGAAGCCAGCAAUGCUAUCACGGAAGCACGUAAAGCGUGGUCGCAAUGGGCAUCUAUUCCGGCACCAGCGAGAGGAGAGAUUGUGCGACAAAUAGGAGACGAACUCAGAAAAAACUUGAAACCGUUGGGAUGCUUAGUAUCGUUGGAAAUGGGAAAGAUAUUACCGGAAGGCAUAGGCGAAGUCCAGGAAUUCAUCGACAUAUGCGAUUACGCGGUCGGAUUGUCGCGUAUGUUACCUGGCAAUGUAUUCCCAUCAGAGAGGAAAGAUCACGCGCUGCUGGAGAAGUGGAAUCCCUUGGGUGUAGUCGGCGUGAUCUCGGCCUUUAAUUUCCCCAUAGCGGUGUACGGUUGGAACACCGCCAUUGCGAUGGUCUGCGGUAACGCUAUCGUCUGGAAAGGUGCCUCGACCACGCCUUUAGUAGCCAUUGCGACUACGAAGAUAAUCUCGGCUGUCUUGGAGCGUAAUGGUAUCCCAGGUUCUGUCGCAUCUUUGGUAUCGGGUGGACCGGACGUCGGGGAGACUUUGGUGAAUGAUAAACGGAUACCUCUAGUUUCAUUUACCGGAAGCACGAAUGUGGGGAGACAAGUGGCCGUUAAAGUUCAGCAACGAUUCGGGAGAUCCUUGCUGGAACUUGGUGGUAACAAUGCGUUAAUCGUUGCGGAAGAUGCCGACUUGGAGAUGGCAGUGAGAGCGGCAGUCUUCUCGUGUGUCGGAACAGCUGGACAAAGAUGUACCACAACCAGGCGAUUAAUAUUGCAUCAGAAGAUAAAACAGGAAUUUUUAGGAAAGUUAAAAACGGCAUAUAAGAGUAUCCUGGCGCGAAUCGGUGACCCAUUGGACGACGGCGUGCUGUACGGACCGAUGCACAAUCAAAAAGGGGUCGACGAGUAUCUGCAAGCAAUUAAAAAAGCUGUGGAGGCCGGCGGCACGAUAGAAUUCGGUGGUAAGCAAGUGAAGCGGCCUGGUUAUUACGUGGAGCCGACGAUAAUCUCGGGUCUACGAGCCGAUACCGAGGUAGUACAGCAGGAAACCUUCGCUCCGAUUGUCUACAUUCUGGAGGCUAAUUCUCUGGAGGAAGCCAUCAAUCUCAACAACGGCGUGGAGCAAGGAUUGAGCAGUAGUCUCUUUACUAAAAGUAUCGGAAAUGUAUUUCAGUGGAUCGGCCCUCAUGGAUCGGACUGCGGAAUAGUCAACGUUAACAUCGGCACUAGCGGCGCCGAGAUAGGUGGUGCAUUUGGCGGUGAGAAAGCCACGGGCGGUGGUCGGGAGAGCGGAAGCGACGCAUGGAAGCAUUACAUGCGACGCGCGACGAUCACAAUUAAUCACGGAAAUGAACUACCUUUAGCCCAGGGCAUUAAAUUCGAGUAGAUCAAGCUGGCGUUCGACUUGUUUGCUCGGAUUAAUGAUUUAA